AUGGCUGAAAAUCAAAAUCCGACCGAGAAGGAGAAGAUGCUCCGGGGCGAGUUGUACCGCGCUUUCACGCCGGAUCUCAUCGCGGGUCGAGCACGGUGCAAGGGCGCCUGCGAUAGAUUCAACAAUGCCGGCCAGAUAUCUCGACGACGGCAAGUAGAACUUUGGAGAGACCUUAUCCAGGAUGAACGUCCUCUCCCGCCCCUAGCAGAAGACCCUGAAGUCGAUGACCAGCUUUUCGAAGACGAGCCUUGGGUUGAAGCGCCCAUUCGAGUGGAUUACGGAUUCAAUGUGAAAGUGGGAAACGGUGUUUUUAUCAAUUUCAACUGUGUGAUCAUCGACACCUGCCUCGUAACAAUUGGGGCUAGAACAUUGGUCGGGCCCAAUGUAUACAUCUAUAGUGGGACGCACCCUCUUGACCCGGCAUUGAGGAAUGGGACGAAAGGGCCCGAGCUGGGGAAAGAAGUUCAUAUUGGGGAAGAUUGCUGGAUUGGCGGCAAUGUGGUUAUUCUGCCCGGUGUCACAAUUGGGAAAGGGGUCACUAUCGGUGCUGGCAGCGUCGUUACGAAGUAUGUGCCUUCGUUUCAUGUUGCAGCGGGAAACCCCGCAAAGGUUAUCCGCCGUAUAGAAACCGCAAUGGCAGACGUCCGGGGUCCAUAG
Messenger RNA from Uncinocarpus reesii 1704, 657 nucleotides. Its product is annotated as nodulation protein L. The coding region runs from base 1 to 657 and encodes 218 amino acids. NCBI's taxonomy places the organism in Eukaryota, Fungi, Ascomycota, Eurotiomycetes, Onygenales, Onygenaceae. Gene Ontology annotation, molecular function: acetyltransferase activity. The transcript has 3 exons. The record is from RefSeq and is a predicted model, not a curated record.